UUCACGAUACACCUAUAAAAAGAGAGGGAAGGACGUACACAUUUAAUUUCGUUUUAUUUACAAUUUCUGAAGUUACAAAUGGCAUCUGAUGUAAGCCUGUCUGAGAGUGAAAUGGAAGAUUGGGAAGAUGAAGAAGACUGGACGAGCACAGCCUGGGCUGAUCCGAGCGGCAACAACUUGAACAAGAAUAUUGCACAACCAUUAGGUCAUCAGAACAUCUGUGCGCAGACUCAAGUCUUGAAUGCUGGACAGGCUACUGAUAGUACCUCCAGUACUGCUCCACCUAAAUCUGGAGAGAGUACUGUUGUAAAGAGAAUGUUGUUGAACGACAACAAGGCUGGAAUGGAAGGUCUCGAUAAAGACAGGAUCAAUCAAAUCAUUCAUGAAGCUUCAAAAGGAUCAAAGUUUUACGAGAAUGAAAGACAGAAAGAAGAACAAAUGAAGAGAAGGAUUGAAGAACAAAGACAGAAAAUACAUCAGAUAUCAGCAGAACAGUUGAGGCAAGGAACUGUAGAGGCUGACAGAUUGUUAGAAGAUUUUGAACAGCAGCGUGAUUUGAGUCGCUGUAUAGUGCACAUUGACAUGGAUGCUUUCUAUGCUGCUGUGGAGAUGAAAGAUGAUCCAAGUUUGAAAAAUAAACCAAUGGCUGUUGGUGGUAACUCAAUGCUGUCCACAUCAAAUUACCAUGCGAGAAAGUUUGGUGUACGAGCAGCUAUGCCAGGUUUUAUUGCUAGAAAACUGUGCCCUGAACUUGUUAUUGUCCCAUUGAACUUUGAGAAGUACACCACUGUCAGUAAACAGGUGAAAGCUAUAAUAUCUGAGUAUGAUCCAAACUUCUGUCCAAUGUCUUUAGAUGAGGCAUAUUUGGACCUGACGGAGCAUUUAGAAAAAAGACAGGGUAUAUCUGUGGAAGAAAGAACUUUCAUUUGUAGAGAUUCCAGUUAUACAGAUUCCAGGGCCCAUUGUAAAUGUGACUUGAAUGAAACAGUAAGGAAUUAUGUGAAUCAGGCUAUUCCGUUGGAUGAUUUAUGCUUGGACGACUUUUUCACAAAAACAAGCCAUUUUCAAGUUAUGAAAGAGACCGAAAAUGAUGCUAAUUCAGGUAGAACAGAGAGUAAUGAAAAAGCAGGGAGGAGUGUUGUGUGCCUGAAAUGUAAGAAAGUAUUGCCUCCCUUUAAAUUUGUGACCUUCGGCUUAAGUGAUGAAGAUACGGUGAAUGAGUUGAGGACAAGAAUUGAGCAGAAGACCAGUCUCACAGCUAGUGCAGGUAUUGCACCAAACAUGAUGUUAGCUAAAGUGUGUUCAGAUAAAAACAAGCCAAAUGGCCAAUUUAAGAUACAGGCUAACAGAGAAGAUGUGAUGUGUUUUAUAAAAGAUCUACCAACCAGAAAGAUCAGUGGUAUUGGCAAAGUGAGUGAGGCUAUGUUGAAUGCUGUUGGAGUGUACACAUGUACAGAUCUAUAUGAGAAACGGGGACUGUUAUACCAUCUCUACUCACAGAUUUCUUUCAACUAUUUCAUGAGAAUAUGUCUGGGGAUUGGCUCAACAACUGUAGAAAGGGACAGUGAAAGGAAAAGCAUGAGUACAGAAAGGACAUUUUCAGAGAUAAGCAGGCCUGCUGACUUGUAUCAAAAAUGUGAAGAACUGUGUGAAAACUUGUCUGAGGAUCUCAAGUCUGAGCAGCUCAAGGGUAAAACAGUUUCAAUCAAGAUAAAGACUGUAAAGUUUGAAGUACGAACACGAGCACAUACAGUGCGAGACUACACUAAUGAUUACACUGACAUAGUACAGUCUGCUAGAGAAUUGUUGAAAACAGAGAUACAGAACUGUGCUCCACAACCCGUUAGGCUAAGACUUAUGGGUGUAAGGAUGUCAAAUUUACUGCAUGAGAGCCUGUGCCAGGGAAAGAAACAGAAUACAAUUAUUGGGGCCUUUAAACGUCUGUCAAAACUACCUGUCACAAAACUGGAAACAGACAAUGAAAUAAUAACAGUAAAAGACAUUGAUAUCAGUGAUACACAAAAUGAAACUACUGGCAAUUUACAGCAAACAGGUUUUACUGAGGUAUCAGAGACUACUUUAGAUAUAACUAAUGAUAAAAUGAAUAAGACAGUUGAGAAUUUAAACAGUGAUAAAGAUAUGUUGGAAGUCACCAGUAAUGUUUUAGGUAAACCAGGUUCACUAAAGAUGUUAACUGAAGAGAAGUCAGAUGUGGAAGGAGUAGAUGAAUUAAAUUCUGUGGAUAAAUCAAGGGAAAUUUACGAAAAUUCUUUACACAAAUUGGAAGGUAUUGAUGAUGCUCAAGUGGUAAAUGGUCAGGAAAAAAACAUAAAAAUAUGUGAAAGUGAGGAUAGAAUUAUCUGUGAUAAAAACUUAAAUGCUGGAAAAAUUGUUUGUAGUUCUAAGACUGAAAAAGAAAAGAAUGUAAUACUUGAAAACAGUGAUUCUCAGAAAAAUGGAAUAUCGUUAUAUUCACCAAAUUUAAGAAAAACAAGAAGUGGUUUCAUAAGAACGCCAGUGUCACAAGUAAAAAGGAAAAGAAAAGGUGGGAAAACACAAGAUUUGACAGUGACUUAUGUGUGUCCAGUGUGUUCAUUGAGUAUUCUUUGUGAAAGUUUGAACAGCUUUAAUGAACAUGUUGAUACUUGCUUAGAGAGUGGAGAAAAUGAUAAGCAUAGUGGUUGUGACAUAGAUGAUUUAAGUGUUGCUAAAAAUCAAACUGAAUUGGACAGUGACAUUUGCAAUUUGUCUGAACUUACAGCAGGCAAAAGGCUUGAAACGGGAGGUCCUUUUGAUACCAGUGUCACAUCCAAUGGUUCUCUUGGAGCUGUGACUGGAGAAACUAAAGGAAAUUUUAUACGGGUUGGUUUAGAGUCUGCAGAUGUAGAAGUUAAAUGUUGCAAUUCUGCUGAAACUGCCAGAGAAGAUAAUAAAGUAUCAAGUAAAACAGGAAGUCAAGAAACAGAACUGAAAUCUAAAAUUGAUACAUGUUUGACUUACAAAGAUCAAAAUGGCAUUGUAAGAACUUGUUGUAGUAUAGAUACUGAAAAUGCAGUAACUGAUAGAACAAGUGGAGAAAGUUUAGAAAAUAGUUUGUGUAAUGACAGAAAUUCAAAAGAAUUAGCAACAAAGGUUAAUGGUAAAGUUUAUGAUAAAGGUACUAUCAUGGGUUUAGAAUCAAAUAGACAUUAUCAUGGCACAGAUUGUAUUAAUGACAAUAAUGCGGGUGUUGAUACAGAAACUGAAUUAGAACCUGAUGGUGUAUUAACACUAGUAAAUAAUGAAGGUAUUUCUAAUGGGAGUGAAUUGAGGACAGAAGGAAGUUCAGAUUAUAUAGCCAGUGAAUCUGACGGGAAUGAAAUAAACAGCGACAGUUUAAUAGGUCAUCAGCAAGGCAGUACAUUUACGACUGAAACUGGAGCAACAAAAGUAAUUACAUUAGAUAUAUCAGAACAGAAAGCUAAAAAAGGAAUGAAUUUAAAUGAAAUUGAUAAUGUGAAUGAACAAGAGGUGACAUAUAAUACAUCUUUUUCAGUUGUCCCAAUUAGUCCAAAAGUAAUUAUAAAGAAUGUUUCUGAACCUUCUGGUAACUAUAUUGACAAGAUUGACAAUGGUUAUUACAACAAAACAGUGAUCAGAAAUUUAGACAGCAAUCUUAGAACUGUUGAGGUAGAACCAGAUUUGCCGUGCAGUAGUACUCAAGCACAGGAGAAACCAGUUAAAGUGAAAGGAUCAGAAUUUAUAAUGAGGAAAAAAUACACAGAUUUAUCAGAUGAUAUUGAGGAGUUGAAUGAAGAGGACAAUAGUACAGGUGAUCAAGAUGAUGAUGAUGAUGAUGAUGGAGGGAGGGAAGGGUCAUUACUGGUAUGUCCUAUAUGUAACGUUGAGCAGAGGUCAGCCGACUUGAAUGAGUUUAACAGUCAUGUAGAUUCUUGUCUCAGUAGAGGAGCUAUAUCAGAAAUACUUAAAGAACAGAAGAAAACAGAAAGUGGAAUCUUAAAAAGGAGCAGGGCUGCGGUUACCCCAGGAUCUGCCAAGGGUGCGAAGAGACGUAAAACGAUGCCAAAUAUUUCCAAGCCAUGCAGAAGCAUUGCUUCUUUCUUUCAAGAGAAAUGACUUGAAAGUAAACUUUGAAUGAAAUCAUCAUGUUCACAUCCCAUGAGGAUUUCUCUUUAUUACCUGUUUUUCAAUGAAUUAUCGAAAUAUUCAAGUGAAAUAUAUCCGGUAUUUUCACAGUGAAAAAAAUAUUAAAUAUAUUUUUCACUGGUAAGAAACUAUAUAAUGGGUAAAUUAAGACAAAAUAUGAAAUAAAAAAAUGUUUUUGUUUUACAUGUAAGAUCAAAAUAUCUUUCAUUCAUAAACAAUAUGUUUUACAUUUUCACUUGUGGUUACUCCUGAAAAUAUUGCAUUUUUUGUUCACUUAUAAAAGAUAUUUCAAUCUUACACUGAAAAGAGUUUCAGUAAAAGUUACCAACUAUCCUGUUGUGCAAGAUAUAAUUGAGCAAUGUUUUAAGUUAGAAAAUGACUCAUUUGAUGUGCAAAAUAACGAUGGAGGACGACUUUGUUUCUAUGCCUUAAAGAUGUUUUUUCACAAAUAUUUCUAGCAGACAGAUUUUUCUAUAAUUUUGCAUAUUUAUAGAUUGAUGUACCGCAAGUUAAGAUAGACAAGAAAAACAAUAGGUACCCAUGUUUUUUUUUUAAUAAUCAAAGUUUAUUAGGAGCACCAAAACUGGUAUUUUUGUCUGUAGAAACAAUACAUACAUGUCAUGAUAAAGCAAGUGCAAACAGCUAUUUACUUAAAAAUUCAUUCUGAUGUUAUUGAUUUUACUUCACAAUUAAUGAAACCACUAUAACUAUGCAUAAAAAAUCAACAUAUAGAUAUAUCAACACAGAAAAAGAGCUCUUGAGAAAUGUCGAAAAUAUCUGGAACUGAAAAAAAAGAAAGUAUAUUUCCUAAAGAUAGGAAAAAUCUAGCGGAUAGAAUUUUACCAAAUUUUUGAUAAGGUAAGCUAGAACUAGGACAAAAAAUACUAAACCAAAAAAAUAAUAUCAACCCUGGUCCCAGGUGCACAACUUCACAUGCUGAAUAACAUACCUAUGUUUUUUACUGUCAAGGGCCAUAAAUCUGGUUUUACUGAGUGAAAUCUCAAAUAAAGCCCCUGGUGCACAACUUCACAUGUUGAAUAAUAUUCCUGUAUGGUUUCAUGACUCUAGGUCAUAUCCUUUUUGAGAUACAUGCAAUACAAACUUUUAAGCUCUUUAUGUCCAUUUUUGACUGUCAAUGGCCAUAACUCUGUUCUUAUUAUGUGAAAUCCAAAAUCAAAACCCCAAGUGCACAACUCCACAUGCUGAAUAUCAAUCAUAUGGUGUUUUAUGACUCUAUGUCAAAUACUUUUUGAGAUAUACAUGACACAAAUUUGUAUGGACCAUUUGAGCAUGAAGGUGAUACAUUACGAUUUUCUGAAACCUUGUGUGACCCGAGUCGCUGAAUCAUUACUCGAUGAAAUCGUUAAACUUAGCUGUCCAAAAUGUUUUCGAUUCAUACAAGAUGAUUUCUUGGACACAAACUUCCCACAACUACCCCUCCAAUACAACACAAUCAUUCUAACAACUUUAAAUUUGCAUGACCAUAUUAGUAAAUAUAUAUUUUUUGUGCACAGACGCUCCAUAUCGGAGAACUAUGCACUUUUGGCAGCAAAUUGUGAAAUAUGCUUACUGUGGUUAUCGCUUGCUGCGCGAUUUAGUUGCGCACAAAAUAUUGUGAUGAACUGCUUUAAAUGCUUGAUGCUGGCAGGCAUAGACAAUAUCAUCUUAAGUGUAGAAAUUGCAAAAGAAAAUAUGUUGACAACGUACAUAGUUGAAAUGUCUUGAUUAACCCCGACUUUUCCAUAGUUGCCAAUUUACCAUCAUGCUUUCUAAACAGUGUGAAUUUACUCCCAGUGUAAAAAUAAUAAUCUGGAGCACUGGUGUAAGGCUGAACUGAAUUAUACUUUGAACUGUUUAGCAUUUGUGUUUGACUUGAACUGAAUGAAGGUUGGCACUGAUAAGAUUAUGUGUAAUUGUGUUUGGCUAAGCUGAAUGAAGUUCUGAACUUAUAUUUUGUGUAAUUGUGUAAAGCUGAACUGAAGAAGUUCUGAACUUAUAUUUGUGUAAUUGUGUAACACUGAACUGAAUGAAGUUCUGAACUUAUAUUUUGUGUAAUUGUGUAAAGCUGAACUGAAGAAGUUCUGAACUUAUAUUUGUGUAAUUGUUUAACACUGAGUUGAAUGAAGUUCUUAACUGAUAGAUUAUGUGUAAUUGUGUAAUGAAGUUUUGAACAUUUAAGUGUAUGUGUUAUUGUGUUAGACUGAACUGUGUAGUGUUUUGAACAGAUAAAAUUAUGUGUAUUAAAUUUUGUAAGACUGAAUGGAGUGAAGUUUUGAAGUGAUAUAUAUUGUGUAAUUGCAUGAGUCUAAACUGAUUAAUGUCUUUUAUUGAUGAGAUUAUGUGUAAUUUUUGUUAGAAUGAAAAGUGAAGUUUUGAACUGACAAAGAAUUCAUUUAACUGUGUUAGACAGAACUGAGUAAUGUUUUGUACUGAUAUGUGUAUGAGUAAUUUUGUUAGAUUUGUAUUUUACAUUUAUCCUAACUGAAACAGAUCAUGUGUAUUUAUGAAAAAUGAACUGACUGAUGUGGUGAUCUGUAAUUAUGUUGGGCUGAAUUGAGUCAAGUUCUGAACUCCAGUGUAUAUGAGCCGUGCCAUGAGAAAACCAACAGAGUUCGUUAACGAACAGCAUGGAUCCUGACCAAACUGUGCGGAUGCGCAGGCUAGUCUGGAUCCAUGCUGGUCGCAAAUGCACUAUGUUGGUUUUCUCAUGGUGCGGCUCAUAUGUAAUUGUUUUAGACUGAAGUUUUGUGCUGAUAAAUGUAUUUUUAAUCAUGUACGAUUGAGUUGAAUUAUGUUUUAGCUCUCAUAGGUAUAUAUUUAAAUGUGUUAAACUGAACUGAAUGAAAUUGUCAUGUUGAUUUUAGCCUACCACAAUAUAUUGGAAUGAAAUGUUGAACAGAAUUAAAUGGCAAUUUUCAGUGAUAAUAGUGAGUUUCAGAUUGUUAGAGAUCGAGCUAAUAAUAGAAACUGAUGUGCUUAAUUAGAUGGAAAGAGUUUUGGUUUGAAUGUUUUUGCAUUUUGAUACAUUUUAUGAUAAACUGCAGUCUGUUGUCAUGUUACAACUUUCCAGUAUUGAGGAAGACCCAGGGUACUACUUU
Molecule: messenger RNA, 7244 nt
Organism: Mercenaria mercenaria
Lineage: Eukaryota; Metazoa; Mollusca; Bivalvia; Venerida; Veneridae
Product: DNA polymerase kappa-like
Exons: 14
Coding region: 79-4116 (1345 amino acids)
Biological process (GO): error-prone translesion synthesis
Cellular component (GO): nucleus
Molecular function (GO): damaged DNA binding; DNA-directed DNA polymerase activity
Source: RefSeq, a predicted model, not a curated record